This is a messenger RNA of Diabrotica balteata, 1608 nucleotides long. Lineage: Eukaryota; Metazoa; Arthropoda; Insecta; Coleoptera; Chrysomelidae. The record is from the annotation of a GenBank genome assembly.
AUGAAGUCGACGUUAACUAAAAGAGGUUGUCACUUCAAAUCCUCAGGUUAUAGGGUUGUCUUAAUCUUAAGCAGGUUAAGGCCGCAGUACACCUUUUCGCACACAAGGAAAUCGCAACCGCCCCUUUUAGGUAUGGUUGCCCUUGCCAUAGCUCUUCCACCCCCUAGUGUACACGAAAUAAGACUUGAAUCGGACAUGUUUGUGACUAGAAUAAACUUUGACUUUAAAAUAGCGCACUGCGAACCCCGGGUGCUGGAUCUCCUUGACUAUACACCCGAAGAACUGACUGGCAGAAAUCUGUAUUCUUUGUGCCAUGGAGAAGAUGCUAGUAAACUAAGAAAAUGUCACGUUGAUCUAAUCAAUAAAGGACAAGUGCUUACACACUAUUAUAGGAUAAUGAACAAAACUGGUGGAUACACCUGGAUACAAACGUGUGCCACUGUAGUAUGUAAUUCGAAAAACGCAGAAGAACAAAACAUUAUUUGUGUAAAUUAUGUGAUAAGUCGGCGAGAGUACGAGUCUGUCGUCAUGGACUGCUGCCAGCUGGACGACCAGAACCACGUGGUAAAGAGAGAGGAAGCGAGCAACAAUGAUCCAGAGAAUGGAUCACCAGACGCCGAACGUGGAGAACGACACGCCCACGACGCAAGAGCCGGAGACCUUCGUUCCCAUCGCCUAGACCUUGUGACGCAACUUCAAGCUACUCCGAUCGUCAAUGUCAACAAAGACCAUCGUAAGUCAUUUCCUGCUCGGCGGACAUCUAAGAGAAAAAACACUUCGUCCGAUGAAAAUGAAGAAGAAGAAGCUACACCAGCCCAUCGUAGUUCAGCGAUAAGUCCAGCUUCCUCUUGCCAUUCCACCAAUGGUACCCAUCCCUUAACAUCUGAUGUCACCGGCGAGACGAGUCCUAAGAAGCUGGAUGAUACCGUCAGUAGCGUUACGUCAGUGAAAGACCUCGAGAACGCCAUGUCAAAACAUCUCCCUGCCUGCAAGUCGCCAAUUAACCAACCAACAGAUUUUAGCACAGACGCUCUGCUGAAACAACAACAGAAGACCACUAUCCAGUGGAUUGGAGCUCAUCACCAGCAGCUACAGCAACAAGGCCCAUUACCUGCUUCAGCUCUCUUGAGGCAGCUCUACGCCAAUAGGGAAAGCGUGAUUCGUGCGAAUGUACAGGGCAGCAGCAGAUCUGGUAGCUCCCCCGGCUACUAUCCUAAUGACAAUCAAGUUGGUGUGGGUGCGUUACCUACAUCUCCUACCAGCGAAGGAUCCUCAUCAUAUAGUGACCACCAAUUCUUACUAUCACAACAUCAAAAUUAUCCCACUAGUUAUUAUAUGGACUAUCAUUCCAUGACUCCCCCUUCUAGUGUGUCUCCCCGUGACAAACAGCAAUUACACGGUGGUGUAGCAUUUGACUCGACAGUACCCUAUCAAGAUGUUUUAAGGCAUCAAUAUCCAGAUAGUCCCCUACCUUUAAAACCGCAAGUGUAUUCGUAUGUAGAUCAACCACAAUUUUAUCACCACGGGUCAACGGGGACGGGGUUUCAUUUGUAUCAUUCUAGUAAAAACACCCCGAGUACUCCUUCAAACUGGUAUCCACCAUCAUAG